Molecule: messenger RNA, 495 nt
Organism: Capsicum annuum
Lineage: Eukaryota; Viridiplantae; Streptophyta; Magnoliopsida; Solanales; Solanaceae
Source: RefSeq, a predicted model, not a curated record
CAGAGCUCCGGCAAAACCCUUCAGUACCAUCAACUCUUCCAGCCGCCAAUAACAGCCAUAGCUGCCAACCACCCGAAAUCACAUCAACACCGCCACGCGCCACCGCUAUUGUCUCCCUUUUCUUCUAUUUUCCGUUAUUGGCUCACCGGAAAGUGAUGACCGGCGAGCUCCAAACGCACUAUUACUGCUGCUACCCGCCUGAAAAUACGGUAGAUCUAGCCGAUUUUUGCGUGUAUCCGGUGUUGCUUCGGUAUCCACCGUCGAAGCAACGCCAAUUCUUAAUAUUUUCUCCUCUACAGAUUUUGUUGUUUAGGGUGCUCUUAACAUUUUUUUUUAGAUCGUUGGGAUCUUUUGACACUUUUGAUGACUUUGAAUUUUUUUGACAAAAUCUGGGUUGUCUCCAAUGAACAACACUGCUUUGGAAUUAUUUAGGACUGUUUUGGGUUAAUUGUAUAUCAUAUCUUUGCAUACUGAUUUUAACAUUUGUUUAAUUCA